Molecule: messenger RNA, 1068 nt
Organism: Haliotis rubra (blacklip abalone)
Lineage: Eukaryota; Metazoa; Mollusca; Gastropoda; Lepetellida; Haliotidae
Product: L-threonine 3-dehydrogenase, mitochondrial-like
Exons: 8
Coding region: 1-1035 (344 amino acids)
Biological process (GO): L-threonine catabolic process
Molecular function (GO): L-threonine 3-dehydrogenase activity
Source: RefSeq, a predicted model, not a curated record
AUGGCGGCAUCUAAUGGAUUCGCGAGAGAGAAAGCUCCAAGAAUCCUCAUCACAGGAGGUCUGGGGCAGCUAGGAACUGGCCUGGCAAAGGUACUAAGAGAGAGGUACGGGCAUGACAACGUUGUUCUCACAGACAUCUACAAGGCUCCCAAAGAUGUUCUCAAAAGCGGACCCUUCCACUACGUCGAUGUCCGGAACUUCAAAGGUCUUCGCGACAUUGUUGUCAAGUACGAGGUGGAUUGGCUGAUACACUUUGCGGCCCUGCUGAGCGCCAUCGGGGAGCAGAAUGUGCCCCUGGCUAUGCAAGUCAACAUUGAGGGCCUCCACAAUGUCCUCGAGGUCUCCAAACAAUACAGGCUCAAACUGUUCAUUCCAAGCACAAUUGGUGCAUUUGGCCCCGACUCCCCACGGAACCCGACCCCUGAUCUCACCAUCCAGCGUCCCCGGACUAUUUACGGAGUAUCCAAGGUGCAUGCGGAGCUCAUGGGCGAGUAUUACAACCAGAGGUUUGGCCUGGACUUCCGCAGUCUCCGAUUCCCAGGAGUUAUCUCGGCUGACACCAAGCCAGGCGGUGGCACCACGGAUUAUGCAGUGGAGAUAUUCCACGAUGCCCUGAAGACCGGACACCACCGCUGUUUCCUGGGACCAGACACCCGGCUCCCAAUGAUGUACAUCGAUGACACCCUCCGGUCAACGGUCAACUUCAUGGAGGUGACCAGCGAGAAGCUGUCCAUGCGGACUUACAAUGUGACGGCCAUGAGCUUCACGCCAAGGGAGAUUGCAGAAGAAGUGAGAAAAUACGUCCCUGAGUUGGAAGUCACCUACUCCCCAGAUGAGAGGCAGGCUAUUGCUGAUUCCUGGCCCCAAGUUUUGGAUGACACCAACGCUCGCCAGGACUGGGGAUGGAGCCAUCAAUAUGACCUGGAGUCAAUGUGCCGUGUGAUGUUCGAGAAGCUCAUCCCACAAUACAACCCAGUGGAUGAUGCUAAAUACGCAGAAACAGAGACAGAGACAGUGAAAAGAGAGGCCCUUUAAGUUGUUUGUUGGAGUUGUCUCCCCUGCAGAGUG